Macadamia integrifolia is the source of this 3308-nucleotide messenger RNA. RefSeq lists its product as uncharacterized. The coding region runs from base 390 to 3092 and encodes 900 amino acids. The transcript is spliced from 6 exons. The record is from RefSeq and is a predicted model, not a curated record. NCBI's taxonomy places the organism in Eukaryota, Viridiplantae, Streptophyta, Magnoliopsida, Proteales, Proteaceae.
GUUAAGGACUAAAGAAAACUGAAAAUUGACGAGAAGUUUCGCUUUCUGGUCGUUUUUUCCAGCCAUGGAUUCUUCUUCUACUACUAAAAGUGUAGCUUUUCCGGCAUUUUCAGGGUCCCAACACGAAACAAGUGUUCAUAGCUUUAAGUGUCAACUUUGCAUCGACUCACAUCAUCUGUUCGACGGUAUAUCCAUCUUACUUUCUGUUCAAUGCGGUGGAGGAUGAGUUCCCGGUGAUGGGUUUCUGUCCGUUUAUGGUUUCUCUGGAUGGGUAUGAGUUGGUGUUUAGCAGUAUUCAUAUUGCAGAAUGAGAAACUACUAAAGUUACAGUGGGAUAAACCAUAGAUGUGCUGCUAACCAAAUCAAGCUUAAAGGACUGAUCUGGCUACAUGGGAGGUCUAAUGCACCUAUUUGAGUGUAGCCAGCCCAGCAUGUUGUGGGCACAUAAGAGACAUGUCGAUGGCUUCGAAGCCCCUCGAAAUAGCUUGGAGCUGCCAACAGAAAUUUCUCAGAACAUUUGUGCUAUGGAAAGCAACAUACUGUAUUCAUUUCAAGAGAGGCAGAAUUCCUCUGAAACGAACUAUUAUCCAAAAGAGAAUUCCAUGAAGAAGUUGAUUGAUGGGGAGAUUUCUAAAGGUCCAGAGACCAGACGCAAUGCACCGAGUGUUGUGGCUCGUUUGAUGGGAAUGGAUGCGUUACCAUCAGAACCAAAACUGACAAUACACGUCAAGGAGAGAAGGAAUGAAAAAACAGGAAAGAAAACACAAAGAGAGGAGCAAACAAAAAAUGUCUUAAUUGACUCUAAAUCACUUGAUUCAAAACACUUAAAGCAAAGGGAAGUAAAAUUAGCGUUUGAUCAUAAAAUAAGAGAAAUUGACCGGUGCAGUUGUGACCCAAAGUUUGAAAAACCACGACCUCGAGAACAUCCUCAAGAAGAGGAACUACAGAAGUUCAAGAGAGAAUUUGAAAAAUGGCAAGCAAUGAUGGUCAGGGAACGUUCAAGGUGUGUUGAACUUGGCAGAAUUCCUAGUCAAUGGCUUGCUCAAGAGAAUCUCAACAAGGAAAAGAUGGCUAUAUAUGCAGGUUCUAGGAGGUCCACAGCAAAAGAGAAACCUAUAGAAUUAAUGCGUCACAAUUCACUGCCAAUACAAGAAGUGAAUUCACAAGGAAGUUGUGCUUUAAAAUAUCGUGAUUUUAAGAAGGAAGCUCUCAAAAUUAGUGAAGUGGAACCUGUAAAUUUGAGAAAUAGAUCUCAAACUGGUGACUUGGAGCAGGUCCCUUUAAUGAAUUGUGAUCCAAAACUGGGAAAAUCUUCUGUACCCACAAAGAUAGUGAUAUUGAAGCCCAGCACUGAUAGAAAUGGAAGCAGCGAAGACUCUUGGGCUGGUUCACCGGAGAGCAUUCAAGGGGUAGGAAGUAUUGAAGAUUUUCUAGAGGAGGUGAAGGAAAGGCUGAGAUGUGAGAUACAAGGAAAGAGUGUUAAAAAGGAGAUGGCGGUCAGAGGGGGUGGAAUCGAGACCCCUUUCAGAGAGAAGUUGUCAGAUCCGAAAGAAAUUGCAAGGAAUAUAGCGAAGCAGGUAAGAGAAAGUGUUACUAAGGACCUUGGUUCGACUUUGCUCCGAUCAGAAUCGACCGGAUCAUAUAAAAGUGAGAUCCAAAUCAAUGAAUCAAGUUCCCCAGAGUUUAUCAACAGAGACACCAGGAAAUUCUUGUCGGAGAGACUGAGGAACGUACUUAAACGAGAAAGUGAUGUGGAUGUCCUGAAAAUUGGCAUCGGUGGCUCAAGAGCUUCUGUUUUGGAUAAUGAAGGGAGGAAGCUAAGACCAACCAGAGAUGUCUUGAAAACUGAGAACAAGGGGGGCUGGUUGAAACAUAUGAAAGAUGAAGCUGAAAGGCAAACCAAAUCUUUCAGACAUGGUCAAAGCAACAAGAUGCUCUAUGUGGGGGAAGUGUCUCCAAGGAACCUAGUAAGAUCUUUGUCGGCUCCUGUUUCAGGAACUUCAUUCGGCAAGCUUCUUUUGGAGGAUCGGCACAUUUUAACUGGGGCUCACAUCCGGAGGAAGCAUGAAGCUGCUGCAAAUGUUUCAUUCGAAGUUAGAAAAAUAAGGAAAGAGAGAUUCAGUCUCAGAGGGAGAGUUUCAAAUCUCAGAUCCAGUUUCACUCUGAGGGGCAAACUAUUUGGCCGGAAGAUCCAGUCAGAGGAGGAAGCAGGAAGCUGUGAAUCUGAUUCCAUAAAAGAUAUCAUGAGUGGACCUAGUGUUGGAAUGAAUUUUGGCUAUCCCCAUGAGAACUCAACUGAGGUGCCACCAAGCCCAGCAUCAGUGUGUAGCAGUGCUCAUGAAGAAUUUUGUAGGCCAGCUGACCAUCCAAGCCCAAUCUCCACUUUGGAUGUACCCUUGAUAGAAGAUUGUCCUGUACCACAGGUUUUCAGAGAGAUCAGCUCAAACCUUCAUGAGCUGCGAAGGCAGUUGAAUGAACUUGAGUGUGAUUAUUCCCAAGACAUGGUGAUCAGAGAUGAGCCUUUAGAGACCAAGAUGUUGGAGUUAGAAGGCCCAGCAGAAGCCUUCGUUCGAGAUCUCCUCUUUGCUUCUGGUUUGUAUGAUGGUCUGUUUGAUGGUUCUUCUUCCAUAUGGGACCCAAUUGGAAGGCCCAUUAGCAACUGGGUUUUCAAGGAAGUGGAAGAAUCUUACAGAAGAAGGGACAAGGAAAAAUGCUCUGAAAAUCACUGUGAGAUAGAGGUAGACCACAAGUUAUUGUAUGAUUUGACGAAUGAAGCUCUAUCGACCAUAUACGGACCUUCCUCAAGGACCUCAAGAUUAAAAAGCAAGAUUGUUGGUACUGGCAUGUUUCAACCACCUUGUGGACCUUGUGGGCAGAUAUUGUUAGAUAAUGUUUUGGAGAAGAUCCGUGGAUACUCAUAUCGCCCGAUUAAUGAUUCAUGUUAUUCGAUUGAUUCCAUGGUGGCCCGAGAUCUGGGGAUGAAACCUUGGUUGUGUAUGAUGGAUUGUGAUAUUGAGGCAAUGACAAGAGAGCUGGAGCAGACGAUCUUAUUCGAGUUGAUUGGGGAAACUGUGAGGACCAUGUUUGUAUAAUAUGUGUGUUAAAGUGUGUAUGCAUGAAAGCAGUUUAAUUCAUGCCUUGUAGGCUGUAGUUUGUAAAUCAUGCUCUGUAGUUUCUGAAGGUUGGUGGUGGGUUUUUUUUAGCAUUAGUUGAGGUGUUGACAUACAAAAUGUAUAUUGAUUUUCACAUAGUGAGUUACAACUUCCAUGACUUUUCUCUGAUUAAUGUAAUUGUUAUCUACUGCGCAA